UAACCCCACAGCUCGGGUGACACCGUGCAUGGUGUGGCGUGUGUGGGGCCGGUCUCAGAACAACGGUAUGGCAUCCCGCGAAAAGAAAGCCCGCUCGGUGACCGCAGAUUCCCCCACACCUUCCCUUGGCAGUGCGAACAGUGGCAGCAACAGUAACAUCAGUGCCCCACCUACCACGCCCAGCACCACAAACGCAUCAUUAGCAGCCGGUGGAAGCGAUUCCGCACCGACGACUCCCACAUCCACACGCAAAGGUGUGGCCGGAACGUUAAAUCCCUCCAGCGCCGUCAGUAGUGGCAACCUUAGUGGUAGUGGAAGCAGCAGUGCAUCCACCUCGAACACACGCCAAUCCUUGAGCCGAUUGAAAUCCAAGCAACAGUUGCUGCAACAGAACGCGGGCGACGAAGCGACGGCAGAGGAUACUGUGGCGGGUGGGGUUGUUGAUUCCAUCGUAACAACACCCUCCCGCACGACACGGGGUGGUGCAUCGCGCGAAGAUUCCGCCGGACGUGAUUCACCGGCAACAACGAUUGGCUCUUCGAAGGAUAAAGAUGAUGCUGUGGUGUCGGUGAGUGCGUCCAAGGACGUAACUAAAUCGCCCUCGAUCGGUGCCCGUCGUGCAACUGCCACAUCAAAACCAGCGGCAUCUGUUGGUACAACUGUUGGUGCAACUGAGACGCGCAACACUCGUGUGGUAACUGGAUUGAAGCGAACCACACUACUGAAGCGCAAGGGUAAAAAGAUCAUCGGGAAGCCUAUGUUGGGCAGAAAGGUAGUCGCACGCCGGCAACUGGUGGCGACUGCUAAAUCUACCGGUACACGCGGUGCCGCUGCUAUGGUUGUCAAAAAGGAAGCCAUCUCUCCGUCGAGCUCCUCAACGGCCAAAGAGAAGGAGGAAGAGCUUCCCAGUACGCCCAGCUUGCGUAACGGAAAGCCACGCAACUCGGACAGUCCGGUGGCAAAGCGCAAGUCAACGACGGCAGUGCUAAAGCAUCAGGACAGCGCUAAAUCUCUCGACAGUCUAACCGGUUCGAUCAAGAUGGAACGAAGAAGGUCCAGAUCGGUGUCCAAAUGUUCCGACUUAACGGAAGACAGUGAGCCAGUCGGGACAGAUAUUAAGCGUGAGCUUUUCGAUAUUGAAUCAAAAAGCAAAAUGUUGGACAAGAUGGCUGAAGCGUUUAACGAGCGCAAAACGGGCGGUAGUGCGUCACCAGUCGUUGCCGGGUCGAAAGAGGACAAAGCAUCCGGUGGAACGUUGCGACGAAGCAUGCGGCAACGGAAGAGUACUGCCCGGGAAAAGGAAGACUUUCUGUCGCCUCGUGGGAAGGCGGGAAGUUCGCUAGAUAUCAAAAUCGAACCGUCGGAUUCGCUGGAAUCGUUGUCUGUCGAUGGUGAGGCGGAUACUAAUGUGACUGCCUCGGUGGCUGCACCACUGACGAUUGAUACGACGGCAUCGGAAGUUUCGAUCGGUACCGAACCGUUGCACAGUGAUGGAGCGGCAAGCAGUUUGGGCGGUGGAAGCAGUAGCAGUGUGAGUGCAACCGGCGUCGGUACCGGUGGCGAGGAAGAACUGACCGUGGGCAAGGACCCUUCACUCAGUCCGGGUGAAUUGGUGAGCGAAGGUGUGUCGGAGCAGAGCGUAAAGGAGUGCUAUAGUGAGCCGGCCUUUCUGGAGAACAAUUUGGGCAUCGAGAAGGAUCCGAAGUUGGGCGAAAUCGUACAGGAACGCUUCCGGUGCGACAAGGUUAGUGACGAUGUGGACGCAAACGGUGACGAGGCGAAGAAUGCUACGGGAAUGGGCAGCAUCGCUAGUGAUAAUGGUGGUGGUGUGAUGAAGAUCGAUAAUCAGGACGUAGUGGUCGAGGAAACUGAGUCCACUAGCAAGGAACUGGAAGUUGUGGUGCCGACCAGCACGGUCAAACCGAUUGUGAAGGAUGAGGAAAUGGAAAUAGAAGAGCAAGAGAAUGUAGAGGAGCAGACAGAGGUGGUGAUACGUACAAACGAUCAAGCAAGUGAAGAUCAGGUGGAACAGGACAUGGGCAAUAGUGAUGAAUGUGUAGACGAACCAAUGGAGGAGGAAAGUGUUGUGGUAUCGGAUGAAUUAGUGCAGGGUGAUAAGAACACUGAGACAGAUAAAAUGGACAUCACGGAGGAGGAGCAGGUGGAAGAGGAAAAGGAGGAGGACGAGGUGGUAGAAUGUGUUAAAGAAUUGGAUGAUUGCAAGGAAGUAACAGAGACGGCGGAAAAGCAAGACGAUGUGAUGAUAAUUCUGGAUGAAGCUACGGAAGUUGUUGAGGUUCCGGAGAAAACCAUAGCGAAGCAACUUUCCGUGGAGGAUAACGAGUCUGUCCGUACAGGAGAUGAAGAUCGCGAGAUAGAUGCAUCUCAAGCUUCUGACGUUGCUCCCAAAGUAGUUGAAACAUCCAGCACUAGCAAACCAGUGGAAUGUAGCACGGAAAAAGGAAACGCCGCUUGCUCGCCCGUCUCCGCUGCAACAGGGUCCUGCAAAACGAAUGGCGAAAGUAACGGAAUUGCUGCACCUGCUGGUGGCCAAUCUCGCGAUCAAUCAACUCCCAAUCAACAAACGUCGCGGGCGGGACAGCAGAAGACACCGGUGGCGAACGCUUCCUCUCCCAGAACCACAACUCCCGGCAAUGGCAAGGAGACGAAGUCGAAAGCGCGUACCACGAAAGAAAAAACAAAAGAGGACGAAAAGACACGGGAAGAAAAGCUACGACAGGAGAAGCUACGGGUGGAGGAGAAGGUGCGCGAGGAGAAGCAGCGCGCGGAACGGCUUGAAGCCGAGAAGAGACUGAAGGAGGAACGGCUGCAGCAAAAGAUGCUUGAAAAUGGUCUGGCCGAAGUGGAAGCCUCACCACAACCGGGCCCAACAACACUCAAGACUGCAACCGGCACUAAGAGUGGUGGCAGCAGUCCAGCAGCAGCAGAUAAAGAAACCAAGACUGAAUUGACCAAUGCCGCAAUAACGACGGCACUCGGGGGAUUAAAUCUACCCGCGAUCACAAUCGCCUUCACAAAGCGGGAUAGCGGUAGCAGUUCCGCGGACGAGAAGGAAUCAACCAACAAUGUGCGGACGGUGUCCCAAAAGCCCAAAUCUGAGCUGGAGAUUCUCUCGAUCAAAGCGGACGGAUCGGCAGCAACAGCUGGUGGAUCGCUGCCGGCCGUGGGACUUCUGUCCAAGGAAGAAAAACCAACGAAGGAAGGAGGUGUGGCCGAUACGGCCGAGUCACGAUUGCGGACCAUCUCGAAAAGUGAAAAUGCGGCCUCCGCUGUUUCGGUGGUAGAGCGCAAGGAUAGCAACAAGUCGCCGACCGCUACGACGUCUGCUUUGAGCAUAAUCAAAAUUGAAACCAUCAACGGUUCACCGGUGACGGUCCGUUCGUCCACUACACCCUCUCCUCCUGCGCCAAAUGGCAAAGAUGCUGCGGAAGAACGGAAAACGGUCCUGCUGGACGAAUCCGAUGACGCGGCAAAACGGAAAGAAUCCCACCUGAAGCACCUUGGGCUACUAACGAUUCAGGCCGCAUCCGAAGAAAAGCAACGGCGUGCCGAACAGAAACCAUCCGCUCCGAUGACCGAUUCCUCACUGCAGGACAGUACGGGUGGUGCUGCGGCUGGCGGUGUAUCCGCUGGUGUAACCGGUGGUGGGGAAGGAUGGUUAUCGUCGGGCACUAAUCACCAAUCCAGCACGGGUAGCGGUCGCCCCAGCGGUGGUAGUAAACCAUCCCGCAGCUCACGGGACGAAUACACGGUGUCGAUGAAAACGGUGGUCAAAGGCAAUGGUAGCGGUGGAUCACGGGGUGAGAAGCGAAAGCAGCAACGAAUGCCGCUCAAAAUGACGUUCCAGAAGGGUAAGGGUAAGGCGGCGACGGGCGGCGGCAAUGCGACACUGGGCCGUGACCCGUCCAAUGGUCCCGGUACGUCCAGCAAUGGGAGCGGAUACGUCACCGAUACGGGCAACAAUGGCGAUAACACGUUCUAUACUGCGCACAUCAACGAGCUGGACCACCACUCGUCCAACUCAUCCGACGGACAUUCGCACCGUGAAUCGGGUGCUGGUAGGAAGGCACACAGUCGUUCUCAUACUACCGAUGGCGUGAACCUGACAGAAGCGGUCGGUGAAACUGCGUCCUCUAAGGAAGUGAUUCAAAAAUCGUUGGUAAUCCCGGAGAAAGCGUCCUCCUUCAAUGUGCACCCGGAGCGGCUCUGCUGGGAUCAGUGUUCCUACUGUGGUGGCAAGUUUGGGCUGUAUGACACACCUUGCCACGUUGCCGCCAUAAAAUCCACCGAACGACAGCAGAGAAUUCUUCUCGCUACCUUGCCGAAGAUCACGCUUGACAGCUGCCUGUGUGAUGCUUGCUACCGGCAUGUCGAUCGUAAAGCGAACUGCCCGCCGCAGAAGAAGAAAUCGACCACCGUAUCACAGACGAGCAGCACGUCGACCGGUGCGUCCACCAACACCACCACCACACAGUCCACCGUAUCCCCGUUAGUACUUAAAGUUACGACCAACAAGGACGGUUCGACGAGCAUUGCGACCGAGCAGCCGGCAACACUGGACGAUGGGACGACGGCGGGUGGAAAGGAGCGCGAAACCUGUGCCGUGCGUCAGUGUACGGCACACGGCAUGCAGUCGUUACGCCGCAAGUGGAUGGUGAAGAUGAAGCGCAAAAUUAGCAAACAGUUGGACAUCAAUUUUGAGCUGGCGGCAAAGGCGACCGCAGAAUACAUCUACAUCUGUAACAAGCACUACGAGCAGAUUAGCCACCUGAUGAUUUGCGCCUUGUGUACGAAACCGCUCCAGCGAAACCAUGUGUACCAUUUGUUCAAUAAUGUUGUACAAUUGGAACGCUUGAUCCAGGAGCAGGGCAUUUCCAUAAGGCUGAGCAGUUCGGAGCUGGUCGUGUGUAAAUUAUGUAAAUAUUAUGCUAAUUUAUUGAUUAAGCCCCCGGAUGCAACAAAGGCCAAAUUCAUUAAGGACUACAAUCGAAGAUUGUACAACUAUCGACAGCGGACGGUGGAAGAGCAGAAUGUUGAAGUACGAAGUCUUGAGCAGACAGUCGUUCCAGCACCGCGACAACGCCCAGCUGCUCCGAUGACGACGGACAUAGUAAUAUCUGACGGUGAUGAAGAGGAUGAAGAGAUGGAAGAGGAAGAGGUGGAAGAGUGUCCCGCACCAGCACAGCAGCAACAUCAUCCAGAGGCACGGUACCAAACGUAUGGCAAUCUGUUUUCGAUCGGUGACAGUUCCGUUUCGCUAAGGCGCCGCAUAAGCAACCGCAAAUCGCCCGACGUAACCAUCGUGGAGAACAAUGUUGCCACGCAGAUGGGUGAACUGGAUGAGAUCAGUAUCCUACCGGCGUCAAAAUCAUUGGCCGCCAUGAACCAGCAGCAGCAGCACCAGCAGUCGCAGGACGAUAACAUCGAUAUGACGAAGGUGCUUAAAUCGAAUCCAAACAUUUCGAUGCGCGAACUGUUCCCGGGCGAAGAGGAACUGGGCGUACACGUGAACAUUCCAUUCAGUUCAUCGUCCGUGCGUACACCGGAGGGUUGGACGAAGGUAACUUCCACCAUACAGUACGAUGACAGUACGCGCGCGCUGUGGGAUGAGCUGCAAAAACCGUACGGCAAUCAGUCGAGCUUUUUGCGGCAUCUGAUCCUGCUGGAAAAGUAUUUCCGCAACGGCGAUCUGGUACUGUCGCCGCAAGCGAAAAACAAUGCAACCACCUACUCGGAAGCGGUUCAGAAUCGAUUGCGCUCAUACGAUAAUAUACCGUCGUCCGUUCCGACGUCACCACCAGCGUUGGCCGCCUUGGCAACGGUCACGCCGAGUGUAGCCGCGGAUAAGACGAGCAAUAUUUUCCAGCAGUUUAGCAGCGCCACCAUUACGAUUGUCCCGGCAAGCAAGGUUCGCAAUAAGACGGGUAGUACUACCUCUGCUCUCUCGAGCAGCUCGAAUACUGGCAACGGUCCGGACGUUACCCCCGUAUCACCACCGGCUCCCGUUAGUUUGCUUAAAUCGAACAAUCUACAUCUAGCGAACAGCAGCGGUGAACAGGGAAUGAAAAACAGUCUCAAGCGGAAGCUGUCGAACGAAGGAAGAAGAUGUUCGUUCAGUGCUAGUGCGACUUCCACACCACUCAGCAACAGUGGUUCGAAUGCGUCGAAGGUGGUAAAACUGGACGAAGUGCCGAAGGCAGCUUUAUCAUCUCCGCCAGAGCUUAUCAGCAUCAACUGUAAGCCGAGCGUAACCAUCACCAGCAUUCCACCGGGGCAGCAACCGGCACCAUCCGCACCAUCACCAGCAGCAACCACUCAGAGGCAGCUGUCAUUGCUGAAUCAAUCGCAGCAGUCCUUGCUGCAGUCGGUUCCUAUUCUUAUGGCGAAGAAAUCUCCUCCAGCUGCUGCUGUUGCUGUUCCUAGUACCAGCACCACGAUGGCAGUACCACCGGCCGCAUCAUCCAAUGCCACUGGUAAUGCGACACGAGAAAUCAUCCAAAUGCCGGAACAACUGACAGAAGCGGAACGCCGUGAAUCGUCCACGCGUCCGUGGCGACCGACCCUGCUACCGAUUUCGCCUGGUGUGUCGGAAAGCUUAAAAAGCGGUCCACUCUACCAAACGGCGGACGGUCGUUUGCUACCGAAGUUGGUGCAAGUCAUGUCGGGCGGCAAACCAUAUCACAUCUCAAUCGAAGAUUAUAAUCGUAUGUGCAUACUGCGACGGGAAAAGUUACUCCAGCAGCAACAUAACAUGAUACAGACGGCCAACAAACGCCAGUCGCAACUGCCCCAGCCGAAGCCGCAAGUCAGCACCAUACCUCCACCAGCGCUACGAUUAACGAACACUUCGGUGGAAAAUUCUCUAAUCAACAACACUGUGGCCACCACUUCCGGGGCCACCGGUGGCAACAGUACUGCUGCCAAGGUGGUACAAUUCCCCAACCAGCUCCUGGAGCAAAACUCGCUCAUACCGAUCUACGGCGGUGGAGCAACUGGCAAGAUUGGGCCGGGUAAUGGAAAUGUACAGAAGACGAACAACAGCAGCCUCACGGUAACCAUGACGCCAACUGUCAACAAUAAUAGCCUUGCCAAGGGUACGACGGUGAUCCCACCGGCGAUGAAGUCACUCUCCCUGCCCAACAGCACCACGGUAUACCCGAUGAUGAUGUCCGCCAACACAAUCUCCCUGCCUCCCCUAUUUACGACCUCUGCAUCGUCCACGCUGUACACCGGCGUUGGUGGCGGUGUGACGACUCAAAGCUCCACGUCAUCCAUCAACAACCGACCUGCAUCUGCGACGACAUCGCUUGUGCUUGCGCAACCCUCCUCACACCUUAGCAUGAGCAGCGUGACAACGAUGAACCCGUUGGAUCAGCUGCUCAAGGGUGGCAAUCUGGUGACGCAGGCGCAACUGCAGGAAUAUGUCGCUGCCGCAACGGCAGCAAAUGGUGGCGGGUUGGGUGCGUCCUCACAGAUGGACAAUUCACCGGACAAAUUACUCUCAAAGAUACCAAAAUCGCUCACUGUGAUACCGCAGCAGAAACAAAGCAGAACAAUGUCACGCGUUUCCUCGCAUGAGGAACAAAACAGUGCCUAAUAUGAAUCAAAUUACUGACGGGAUUGUGGGUAACGGUAAGCGCAACAGGGACGAAAAGCAAAGGAACAAAACGCAACCAAUUGGAAACAAAACGAAUGCUUAGUCAGGAGUGCGUGAAGCCCAGGGAAGUAGAAUCAGAUUAAAUUUAUAAAUUUAACAAACAUUAAGCAUAUUUAGCACGUUUAAAGUCAGGAAAGGGGAGAACACUCAACGAACACGACGCCUAACGUAAACCGGAUGGUAGUACAGGAAAUACUAGCGACCUCUAGAGCAACUAUUACCUUGCACAGCUGCCUAAACUGCCACGAACUGAGGCAGUGACCAUCAUAUAUACGCAAACAUUAUCCCGAUUGAUUCCGAGCGAUAUCAACCGUCUGCGAAGCAAUUAUAGAAUACUUGAGCUAAACUGAAGAGUGCGCACGUGUAGCAUUUUUAGGUAGAGAAGCAUAUACCGCAUAAAGAAGCGCGAUCUAUCAGGAGAAUUUGUUUGGGAGAUUAACAUAUUUGCAUUAAGCGCGCGUAUGGAUGUACUGUGCACACCACCGCUAUAUGAAUGAGUUUUUUUUUCAUACUCCUCUAGUCAUUAAUGCCUUUCUUCAUACAGUCCUGUUUCACUUUUUAUUUCGAUAUCCGCUAAAAGAUAUCUUUCUAUUACCCUCUGGGUUACCAUAAUUGUGUGUGCGUGACCCCCUGGUUCCUUUUCUCCAAUACAAUAACAAUAUCACUGUAAGGGAGAGUGCAAACGGCGCAGCCUUUCACAGUAAAUACGCUAGCAAACAUAUCGGAAACCCCCAAACAUUAUCCUUAACGUCGUCCGGUGAAGUAUUUAGGCGAGGUCUCACACUGGGAGAAAGGGAGCUGGUAAUGUCGUGUAGGGUGUUGGCACUUUAACUUACACUUUCUCUUUCACUGUCUGGCAAUUUCUUUAUCAGAAAGCAAUUUGUGUCGCCAUUAAACAUUUUGAGAACACGCCGGAUUUUAUACAUUAUGUUGAUGGUUAAGAUCUGUAAGCGGAUUCCUAACGGAUCUAGCGGUAGUGUAUGCAUCGCGGAUUUGUUAACGUUCUACGAUCAAGUAUUUUCAAAAGGACUCAAAUAUUGUGUGAUCUUAUGGGGUACUAGAAUACUAGAAUGGGAAUUCGUAUAGACAGACCUAUCCCUGUGUUAGCUGCUUGGUAAGCUAUAAUGUUUGUUAUUUAACGGGAAGCUUAACUUUUGCCGCAUGGACCGGGAUACUAAACUUACUUCUUGCCAACCUUUUUUCAAGGAAAGUUAUGUUCAGUUAAUAUGAUGUGCUUCCUGUAUCAAAACACUACGUUGUAAUGGCUUUGCAAUCCAAAUUGAUGUAUGUUUACGGACCUCGGAUAUCGACAGGACAACUCCCUAGCAAUAACAUUCCAAUAGCCACAUACACACACAGCAGCAGCACCAUCGGCAAACCCAAUCCAUCGUCUUGUUUGUGAGGAUAACAGAUUCCUCCCUAUCUUACCUCCCCGUGUGAAUCAAGCUUAAUACCGUUGAAAAGGACAUUUAACAGAGAUUUGUGUAUAAUGCGCUGCGUGCAAAUCAUUUGGUACAUUUAUAUUUAUUACCGUUUAGUACUAUGGGAGAAGAAUUAUGUGUACACAUGUAUUAAGGUUACGAACACACACACACACACUGAAGACGUUAUGCGUUAAGCAAAUUAUGUUACUCAUUCGAAUUGGGCAAACACGCGCACGCCCGUAACAUAUGAACUCCAGGAGUGAGGAUUAAUUUUUCGUAUUAUUACCACCGUAAACACAUAUAAUUAACGGAAUUGAGUUGAUGAAACAGCUGUAGAAUUUAUUAAACAUUUGUAAAUGCAUCGCGCACCGUCUCGGUUUAACUGCGUACUAGGGAAAAUGGUAGUUCCGCUUGAUUCCACGUAACAGUUAUCGGUAGCGCAAAAAUGUUAAGCAAAGUUUUGUACUAGCGUAAGUGGAUCGGAACUAGUAAAGCAUAUAUAUGAACUCUAUGGACGCUUGUUUUGUCGGUUCAUUUUCAAACGCAUAGGCGAAACAAUCAUAAUACAGCAAUGUCGCGCGUCGGUGGUCAUACAUUUGUAUUAUAGUUCAACCGUAUAUUAUCGUGGUUUAGUUCGUACACGACGAUGAUCGUUUGCGUACGCGAAUAGCAGUAGCAGUGGUAGUACGGGAAAUGAGAAUGAAAAUGAAUAAAGCAUGCCCUUCCCCCAACGGCAUCCGGAACGGUUGUAGUAUCAUCCUCAUGAAGGUGUAUCGCAUAUGUUCGAAAAGUCUUCGAGUGUUUUUUUUGUUUUGCUUUUAAGUACGGUAAUUGCUUGUUGCUUCUCACACAAUAGUAGCCGAGUUAAGUUCUUACUUCAGUGUACGAUCUCUCUUCCCUAAAGCAUACACCAUCGCGUCGGCAUAACUAUUGAGAGCAGAAUUGUGGGGUGUGUGUUUGUAUGUAUUUGAUAUCGUUUCAUACUGUGUUAGUUAUUUGAAUAAGUCCAAAACAAAAAUGAACCUAGUAUAUACACAUUUGAUUACAUACUCACUUAUCAGCUAGUGGCUUGAUCGCCGUGGCACACAUGCCAAUUAACGAUUCCCCAAUGACUGUGUGUGUUUUUGGUGAUGUGGAACUAAUGACAUAUUAUACGGCGCGGUUCGUGAACAUUAACGCAGGCCACUCGGGCUGGCAAAACUUACAGAUUCUUAAUCGUUAGGCCAGCUUGCGAUAAUGAUAUACGCGCAAUGGGCAAAUCAUCCUGUCGAAGCCACUUAGAAGCGCGCAUCAUCCCAUAAGCCGAGGGGGUGCGCGAUCAGAUGAAAAUGAGACAAAAACGAUGCAUAUUUUGUACGAAAAGUUCUAUAAAUGCAUAUAUACAUAUACAUAUAUCUUUACCAUAUACACAAGGCAGAGCUAAAGUAGAGUAGGAGUGCAAAACAAAAUCGCAUACUUAGGAAGUAUAUUAUUGCAAGACAAACCGUGGGUGAAAUGUUUAAUCCUAAUGUGCAUUCGCCACUACAGAAUGGUGGCACGCGCGAGUAAAAGGCAUGAGUAGAAUAAAUAAUUAACACCCAAGUCAGGGGGCGCAUCUCUAGCACUAUAUUUGAAGCAAAAUAAAGUUAGCAG
Molecule: messenger RNA, 10734 nt
Organism: Anopheles moucheti
Lineage: Eukaryota; Metazoa; Arthropoda; Insecta; Diptera; Culicidae
Gene: east
Product: mucin-12
Exons: 6
Coding region: 29-7618 (2529 amino acids)
Source: RefSeq, a predicted model, not a curated record